This is a messenger RNA of Closterium sp. Yama58-4, 3765 nucleotides long. Lineage: Eukaryota; Viridiplantae; Streptophyta; Zygnematophyceae; Desmidiales; Closteriaceae. The record is from the annotation of a GenBank genome assembly.
AUGGCGGUCGUUCCGCUGCUUUCUACCUGCUCUAAUCUCGUCCCGUCAUCCUCAUUCCUAGCGCCUGCCCUCUGCCUCUCGCCCAAUUUCUCCCUCUUUACAAGCAAGAGAUUCCCGAAUUUUCUCUUACAGGAAGGAUACCGAGGAAGUCACCCUUCUUUGGUUCGCGCUAGGGCUCUUUCUCGGGCGUUCGACGAGCCGCGGGAGAGAUCCGCGGGGAGAUCGGGGGAGGAGCGGGGGGAGGAGCGAUGGGGGAAGGAGAGAGGGGAAGAGAGUUGGGGGGAUGAUGGGGGGGAUGAUGGAUGGGGGGACGAGAGGGCGAAAGAGGGAUGGCGGGAGCGGAAGGAGAGGGAAAGAUCGGCGGAAAGUUGGGGGGAGCGAUUGGCGGAGUGGGUUGGGGGGGAAGGCGAGGGCGGAGGGUCAGGGGAGAGGUCGGCGGAGAGAUGGGGGGAGCGGAGGGGUGGGGGUGGCGGGAGGGGCGCGCGGGGAGGACGAGGAGGGCGGACAGAGAGGGGUGGGCGGGGGGGCAGGGGACAGGGUUCAGGGUUUAGCCUAUUUGGAGCGGAUCGGUUUGAGGAGGGGCGUGGAGGGUUUGGGGGGAGACGGCGGGGGGAGGGGGAUGGGGAAAGAGCGAAGUUGCAAAGGGAAGAGAGGGGGGACGGCGGAUGGGGGGAGGGCGGAAGGGGGGACAGCGGAGAGGGUUCUGGGUUUGGGUCAAGGUUUGGUGGUAGGCGUUCGCGAGAGAAGGUUACCAGGCGAAAGCACACGGAGUUGGCGAUAGGUCCCGCGCUGGUUACCAGCAUUGGCGAAGAGGCGGAAUUGGGGGAGGAGGGCGAAACAGGCGGGCUGAGCGAGGGGUUGAAGGGGGAGGUAAAGGAAGCGCGAGAAGGGGGAAGGGGAGCGGGGCAGGGGGGAGGCGGAGGUGAUUAUGGAAGGCGUGACGGUAGGGAGAUUGGGGGGAGGGGGGGAGGGGGAAGCGGAAGGGCGCUGGUGGGUGGGGGAAGGGGGAGGGACGCGCAGAGAGGCGGAUGGGGGGUUGAUGCGGAUGAGUGGGUUGAGGAUGGGGGGGAUUGGCGGGUGGAGGAGCGGGAGGAUGACGACUGGGGGGAUGACAGGGGCGCAAGGGAGGGCGGGGGGAGGGAGAGGGGGAGCGGGAGUGGCGGAUGGGGAAGAGGAGGGCGUAUGGGUGGGGAGCGGAUGGGGGUUUACGAGCAGUGGAGCAGGGGGGUGAGCAAGCGCAGGGCGAAGGCUGUGGGGGGCCGGGGGGAGGGGGAGGGGGGCAUGGGGGAAUAUGCAAAUGAGGGGAAGGCGGGGAGAGAGGGGAGGGAGGGGAGUGGGGGAGAGGGGGAGGAGUCGGAUGAGGAGGGGGGGAGGCGGUGGUGGCAGCGGGGGGAUAAGUAUGUCCGGGGGGAGAGGAAUCUGAGGGAGGAGGGGGAUGUGGGGGGGAAGGUGAAUGUGGGUGGGGAGAGGAGAGGAGGUAGGGGGCGCAAUGAGGAGGAGAGAAUGUAUAAGGGGAGUGAUUAUAAGGAGGGGGAUUCUGGUAGGAGGGAUUAUAAGGAGGGGGGUUAUGGGAGGAGAGAUUACAGUGAGAGAGUGCAAGAGGAGGACUACGGUGAGAGGGUUGGGUAUGGCGGCAGAGGGGGGUAUAAGGGGGAGGGGCGCAUGGAAAGAGGCAGGGGCGUGGGCGGUAGCAGAGGGGGAAUGGGUACCAGCAGAGUAGACAGGGAAGGGGGCUAUGAUGAGAGGAACGGGUACAGCGGCAGAGGGAGGUAUGAUGGGGAGGGGCGCAUGGACAGGAACGCAGGUGUGGACGAGAGAGGUGAUUAUGAUGAUAAGAGCGUUUACACGAGGGGAGGAGGCGGGCUAAGAGGCAUGGGCGCUGGCAGAAGGGAGAGUAUGGGUGGGAGAAGAGGAACAGAGGGAGACAGACUGGGCAGGGAAAGGGGAGCAGAGGGAGUGAGAGGGGCAAGGUGGGAGAAGGAAGGAGGUUUGAACGCGAGAGGCACUCGAGGGGAAUAUGCUGAAUGGGAGGAGCAGGAAGGAGAGGAAGGUGAUGAGGGGAGACGAGGAGGCGGAGGGAGAGGCAGCAGUGGUGGGAGAGGCGCCUCGGUGCCGCCGUCACUGUCAGCAGCAUCAGCAGCUUCAGAAUCAGCUGUAUCAACUGUACCUGCUGCUGUCCUUGAAGAGCCCACUUUGAACUGCGAGCAUUUCACAAACUGCUCCGGCUGCAAUCUCAAUGCUGCUCUGGACCGCCCUCCCAUCAUUGGGGAAGCAGAGGCGUUCUUCCAAGCUCGUGGGGUGGCGGGCUUUAAGCUGCACACCGCUGAUGUGGUGAGUGGGAUAGAAGGGCAGGGAGUACAUGCAUGCUGUGGUGCUCUCAAUGUUGCCCUUGACCGUCGUCCCAUCAUCAAGGAGGCAAAGGCGUUCUUUGAAGCUCGCGGGGUGGCGGGCUUUAAGCUGCACACCGCUGAUGUGGUGAGUGGGAGAGCUGACCGCCCUUCCAUCAUUGGAGAGGCAGAGGCAUUCUUUGAAGCACGCGGGGUGGCGGGAUUUAAGCUGCACACCGCUGAUGUGGUGGAGUGGCGGUGCAGGGCUAAGCUGGCAGUGAGGGGCAUAGCAGGGGAGCCACUGGUGGGGCUGUAUGCAGCACGGUCGCACGAUGUGGUUGACAUUCCCAUGUGCAGAGCCCACCAUCCGCGCCUAAAUGCUGCUGCAGCUCUCGUGCGCUCAGUGAUCAAGGACCUGGGCAUAGAGCCUUAUAACGAGGAGACAGGCCAGGGGAUGCUCAGGUAUAUUCAGCUUGCUCUCACCACCAACGACACCUCCAUCCCUUCUUCUGAGCGAUAUUUGAAAGGCAAGGUGCAGGUGACGCUGGUGUGGAAUACGAGCAACGAAAAGUCACCCGCUGCUGAGAAGAUUCCAGCCUUGUGCAAGGAGCUGUGGCGGCGGGGAGGCAAAGAGGCAAAUGUGCUGCACUCUGUGUGGGUGAACUUUCAGACCUCGUCCAGCAAUGUGAUAUUCGGUGGCAGGUGGCGGCACAUGAUUGGUCCAACGGACAUGUGGGAGCGGCUGGGGGGCGUGGAUGUGUGCUUUACUCCGGGCAGCUUUGGGCAGGCCAACUACAAGGCGUUUGACUUGAUGCUGAAGCAUCUGCACUCGCUCAUUCCCCGUCGCUCUUUAGUGGUGGAGCUUUAUGCCGGGGCAGGGGCCAUAGGGCUGUCCCUUGCUGCCACCACACAGUGCAGUGUGCGUUGCUACGAGAUAAACGAGGCCGCCCGGGCGCCCUUCACUCGCUCACUGGAGCGCCUGCAGCCGCUGCUGCGCCACCCUGCUUCCGUGUCAUGGCACCAGGCAGACGCAGAGGCACCUGUUGAGUCCCAUCUGGACAUUCUAUUGGAUGCAGACGUGGUGCUCGUGGACCCCCCUCGCAGGGGCCUGCACGAGCAAGUCCUGGCUGCUCUGCUGCACGCAGCCAGGCAUGCCGGCAGGGUAUCCCAGCAGCAAACAGACAGCCAAUCUAGCAGCCCUGCCAGGAAUGCAAAGUCCAAGGCUGGCAGCAGCAACAGCGGUGGGGCGAAAGCGGGUGACAGCUUGACUCUGGUUUACAUCAGCUGCGGAUGGGACGCGUUUCAGAGGGACUGUGACAAGCUCACCCAGGACGGCCUCUUCCAUCUGUCCCACGCCUCGGCCUUUAACUUCUUUCCUGGCACUAACAGCAUCGAGACUCUUGCUGUCUUCACAACGGCCAAGCCACGCGCAUUGUAG